AUGUCGCCAUGGAAUUAUUCAAACUCUUACAGAAAUGAGGUGCAGUGGAGAGCUUACACACUGGCAACAAUUAAUAAACUAAUUGAUGUGUUUGGCGACCACCUUGGCAUUGGUAGCAACAUCAGAUGUAGUCUCAGGAAAAUGAAAGCUGCUAAUUAUCAUCUUAUCCUUGCCAUCAACACAUUUCAUGGCCAUGCGCACAAUCACAAGUGCCAGCUGCAACAUCACCCUCUUUACCUUCGUGGAUUUGGGCUCAAGGACUUGGAAACAUGUGAGCAUGUCUUUGCAACCUCUAACGCUGCAGCACCACUUAUACAUCAUGCUUCACAUUUCCAUUACGUUCAGUUCCUGGAGCUUCAUUUUGACCAGUGGGAUAUUGAUAAGUACCUUGAACUCAGCCGGUUUAUUCUGAAUAAUUACAAGCAAGCGCUAACUAUGAUUUCCAACUACACUAAGGAACUCAAAGCUUAUUGUGCAACAUUCCCUGGGAAGGAACUUGAUUUUGAAAUUUGGAUUGCGGAAGAAUUCACUUAUCUGGAGGCUGUGGCCAUAGAGCCUGCGCAGGAUGCUACUGCAGUUGAGUAUUGUUACGACUGGGAUAGUUCUGCUGUCGAGGAUCAAAGAUAG
This is a messenger RNA of Suillus bovinus, 627 nucleotides long. RefSeq lists its product as uncharacterized. The transcript has 4 exons. Bases 1 to 627 code for a protein of 208 amino acids. The record is from RefSeq and is a predicted model, not a curated record. NCBI's taxonomy places the organism in Eukaryota, Fungi, Basidiomycota, Agaricomycetes, Boletales, Suillaceae.